Misgurnus anguillicaudatus (oriental weatherfish) is the source of this 2544-nucleotide messenger RNA. RefSeq names its product phosphatidylserine decarboxylase (gene pisd). Gene Ontology annotation, biological process: phosphatidylethanolamine biosynthetic process. Gene Ontology annotation, molecular function: phosphatidylserine decarboxylase activity. NCBI's taxonomy places the organism in Eukaryota, Metazoa, Chordata, Actinopteri, Cypriniformes, Cobitidae. The record is from RefSeq and is a predicted model, not a curated record. Gene Ontology annotation, cellular component: mitochondrion.
AGAAGACAUUUGUGGAUAAGCAGGGCUGAAAAGUGCAUGAAAGAGAGGAAAAGGGGAUUACGGAGACCUCGGGUGAACUGGAGAGAUUUGUUUCAAAUGAUUGAAUUAAUUUUUGCAACCCAGCAGAGAGGCACAAUCAGUGUACAGGGAUGGAUGCAGACUACUGAGUUUGUGCAAAGGGAUCUAGCUCGCCGGGCCCCCCGUCACUGUCCCACAAAGCUUUGCGACCCCGUUUGCCCUAAUUGUAAUGUAACGUUACGUUUUUGCUGCGUCACAAUCGCAAGUGAGCCAGUUCGGAUGCGGUGAUCUAAAUCGCUUCAUCCAAAACAGGCCACCCUCAGAUGCUGUUUCUCUCGAGUAAGAUGUUAAGGGAGGCUCAUAUUCAGCCAGUGAUUGGCCAAUGUGUGUCUGCAAUGAAGAAACAAGGGGGGGCUGUAUAGGAGAGAGAGGGAGAGAUGAAAACAAAGAUCGGAUGAUAAUCUAAAGAAGUCUGAAUCUAAAGACUUUGUCUUUCUACUUGAUACACAGUAUGUGUAGGGCACUGAAUCGCAGUUGCGGUGGUCUAUUCAUGUGCGCUGGACAGCUUGGGGGAAGGGGAGGAAUGCUUUAAAUUGUAUUGAAUGAUAACCUGACUACUAAAAGCUGUCGUGAAAACCAGUAGUCAUUGUGUGAAGUCAUUGAGAUGCAAGAGAGCAUUGCACGCUAUUUUCCAGACAUUAAAAUGAGGUUGCAGUUCCCACAACUGGCCUUGCGGCGGCGUUUAGGUCAGCUGAGCUGCAUGUCCCGGCCUACUGUCCGCCUUCGCUCAUGGCCUCUGUCCUUCCUGUACUACAUCCUGCCAUUCGGAGCACUCAAACCUCUCGCCAAAGUGGGCUGGAGGCCCACAAGCAGAGUUACGAUCUACAAAUCCAUUCCCACGAGAUUGCUCUCCAGAGCCUGGGGUCGUUUAAAUCAGGUGGACCUGCCCACGUGGUUACGAAAACCUAUUUACAAUUUGUAUAUAUGGACAUUUGGGGUCAACAUGAAAGAAGCGGCUGUGGAAGAUCUACAGCACUACAGAAACCUGGGAGAGUUUUUUAGGCGCAAACUCAAACCUCAGGUCCGACCAGUAUGCGACUCGCACUGCGUGAUCAGCCCAGCUGAUGGCAAGAUUCUUCAUUUUGGUCACGUAAAGAACUGUGAGGUGGAACAGGUAAAGGGUGUGACAUACUCCCUCGAGACGUUCCUCGGGCCCCGCACCUGUACUGAAAGUCUGCUGAAUAACAGAAAUGAGGAAGACCCUGGCACGUUCCAGGAAUCCCUGGUCACUAAGGAAGGGAAUGAGUUGUUUCACUGCGUAGUAUAUCUGGCUCCAGGAGACUACCACUGCUUCCAUUCACCUACAGACUGGAGAGUGGCACACAGACGACACUUCCCAGGUUCUCUGAUGUCAGUGAACCCAGGGGUUGCUCGCUGGAUUAAGGAACUUUUUUGCCACAAUGAGCGUGUGGUCUUGAGCGGGGAGUGGACACAUGGCUUCUUUUCACUCACAGCUGUAGGGGCAACGAAUGUGGGAUCUAUACGCAUAUACUUUGACAAGGAAUUACGUACGAACAGCCCUCGCUACAGCAAAGGGACUUUCAAUGACUUAAGCUACGUAACAAACAACAACCAAGAAGGCAUUUCCAUGAGGAAAGGCGAGCACCUGGGCGAAUUCAACCUGGGGUCUACUAUCGUGCUGCUGUUUGAAGCUCCACGAAAUUUCACCUUUAAUUUGCAAGCGGGCCAAAAGAUCCGUUUCGGAGAACCCCUCGGGACAAUGUGAAAUUGAGAAGAGGGGUAACAGAUUGAUGGACACACUAGACGUGUGCAGAUGCUUUCAGGGUCUCGGAAACUAAUACACUCACGUUUUUGUGCUCUGUUUAAACUGAGAUACAUGUGCGUUCAUAUGUACUCGCUCAAACCACCACUGAUGCAUUGUUGCUAUUGGGGUCAUUUAUAUGCUUGUUUUUGUCGUUUUCUUGUAUAAUACUUUGUAAGGCAAAGCUUAGAUCGUGAAGAUGUAAUGUGUUUGCCUUGAAACACCAUCCAGCUUUUUGUUUUGAGCUAAAUUAUUUUUUUAUUGAGUUUAAGGAAACUUUUUUGUUUCUUUUUUGUCUAUAUUGCCUUUGGCUGGAGUCAUUUUUGCACAGCUGACUCUGCAAGCAUUGAGACAUGUAAAAAAAGGAGAAUGUACAAGAGACUAUGAGUCUUUGGUUUAUCAAACCUCUUCAAUUCAGUUCUUUCCAUCCAACUUUUUCUCAUUACAAAGGUGCAAACAAUUUUGACAAAAUCAUUGCCACCUGAUAACAAUUUUUACUGCCAUUGUUCUCUAAUGUAAAAAUUUGCCUUUGCUUGUUGGUUUUAGAGAGAUUAGUUGGGAGAUUAACGGUGAGGAUUAUUAUGGUGGUCCAGAAAGCUCUACUGUUUUUAUCUGAAUUUGAUUAGUGCCAAAAACCCAAGAUAUAUUUUUACUAACAUGUUUUCGCCCUUUUGAUAUAAAUGAGAAUUGUCUUUGGGCUUAUA